Messenger RNA from Marchantia polymorpha subsp. ruderalis, 1652 nucleotides. Lineage: Eukaryota; Viridiplantae; Streptophyta; Marchantiopsida; Marchantiales; Marchantiaceae. The record is from the annotation of a GenBank genome assembly.
CUGUUUGUUUCGUAAAUCUGUAGCGCAGGCGAAGAUUUGGAGCUUUCGACCGAUUGAAGCUCGAGGUGGAAGUGGAGGUGGAGGAGGAGCUGGAGGAGGAGAGAUGGACUGUCGUCGAGUGUCUGCGCUUGAGCUGCUGCUGGUGUCUGGAGGAGUAAUGCUGAUGCUUCUGCUGCUGCUGGUGCACGGUCCAGCUCCUGUUGCUGCCUGGGGCGCUGACGGACACCACAUGACCUGUCACAUUGCCGAGCCUCUUUUGACCCCAACAGCAGCCGCAGCCGUGAAAAGCCUGCUUCCAGAAUAUGCCAAUGGAAGUCUUGCACCCCUGUGUUCAUGGCCGGAUGAAAUCCGGUGGAUGUGGAAGUGGAUGUGGACCAGUCCUCUGCAUUACAUUGAUACCCCAGACUUCCUCUGCAACUACAAAUACGAGAGGGAUUGUCAUGAUGAGUUAUUCCAUAUGGAUAUGUGCGUCGCUGGGGCGAUCAACAAUUAUUCCUCUCAGCUCCUCGGUUACAAAGCUCCGUCGGCCAACUUCAAGACUGAUGCUGUACCUUCAGAGCACGAGAAAAAUGCUUAUAACUUGACAGAAGCCUUACUUUUUCUCGCUCAUUAUGUUGGUGACAUACAUCAACCUUUGCAUGUGGGGUUCACUGGAGAUCUCGGUGGUAACACGAUCAUGGUCCAUUGGUAUACGCGGAAGUACAACCUACACCAUAUUUGGGACAGUGAGUUCAUCUUCAGAGCAAGAGACCAGUUUUUCGGCGGGGACCUGACAGCACUAACUGAAGCAAUCUAUCUCAACGUUACGACGAAUUGGCUGGAGGAUUCGCUGAAGUGGGCCCAGUGCCCAAGCAAUUCGUAUCCAUGUCCUGACCCAUAUGCUGAGGAGAGCAUAAGCUUGGCAUGCAAGUAUGCAUACAGAAACGCAACUCCUGGCUCUACACUCAAAGACGAGUAUUUUCUGUCAAGGUGGCCAAUCGUCGAGAGAAGGCUGGCCCAAGGAGGGGUUAGGCUGGCGACGCUUCUCAAUUAUCUAUUUUCUGAGGAUGGCACCUCCCAGGGACUAGCCAUAUAGACCGUCCAAUCAAUGCUGAUUAAAUGCUGCUUGAUCAUUUUCAUUAAGCCACAUCCGUAAUGAUUCUGGCUUUUACCUCCGACUUAAGAUCUCAUUACCAGUCAAGGAUAAUCUUUAUUGGAAGGGCCGUACUGUAAGGUGUUUUCCGAUGCCUUGCUCAUUCAAGUUUAUAUCUCCGGAACUUGACAAUUUAGAAGUCCUCACGAACACCACACGGCAGUGCAAUCGAGGUACAGCAUUCCUCGAGCAAGAAAAAGCAGAUUUUUAUCUGGGUUUAUGUCGAGAACGCGUGUAUGUAGCUCUGCAAGUUUGCUCAUCGAGAAAUGCAUCUUGUUUUGGUGCACAAGAGAGCCGUUGUCGACUUCUUGGCCGCACAGUGACAUGUACGAGGCCCCCUGUUCCAUCUUAAAUGACAGAUCCAAUAUCCAGGAACUAGAUACAUUUGAGGUCGGAGGUCAUUUAGCCAGACUACUACACGGACCACUACAAAUCAGACUGUUACCUCCGCCAUGAUCAUGUUCUCUCAUUUAGCAAAUGUGGUGGUGGGAAGAGACCUACAAUUUCUACUACACUUCGC